This is a messenger RNA of Beta vulgaris subsp. vulgaris (sugar beet), 1628 nucleotides long. RefSeq names its product F-box protein At1g30200-like. Gene Ontology annotation, molecular function: protein binding. The transcript has a single exon. NCBI's taxonomy places the organism in Eukaryota, Viridiplantae, Streptophyta, Magnoliopsida, Caryophyllales, Amaranthaceae. The record is from RefSeq and is a predicted model, not a curated record.
GCGUAGCUAAUCAACACGACAAAAACCUCCCACAAAAAACCACGCUCACCUCACAAUAAAACCACCAUUUUAUACAUAUCCACUUCUAUAUCAUCUCCUACAUAAUCCACAAUUCUUCUUCUAUCUUUCUUCACUUGCAAAACCAGAAAAAAAAAAAUACCCCUUUUUUUUUUUUGUCUCCUUAAACCAGAUCACAAAACAAAUCUCAAUUUCAAUUUCAAUUUCCAUGGCAGAUUUAUCCUACAAUCAAUCAAUGAUUGAAAAUGAAAUUGAAGGAAUUGAUUACUUUGAUCUUAUUCCAGACCCAAUUCUUCUAUUAAUCAUCAACAAACUUUUUGAUGCAAAAUCUUUAUGUCGUUGUCUCCUUGUUUCAAAGAGAUUUUCUUCUUUAGUCUCUGAAGUUGAUUCAAUUUCAAUCAAAAUGAACAACAAUCUUCCAAAAUCAAAGAAACCCAUUGAAGAUUCUUCAAAAUCAUCAACUGGGUCGAAGAGUUUUCUCAAAAAUCCAAUCUUUAAGUUCAUCUUCAAACCAAUUCAUCUUCUUCAACAAGCGAUUUUGAGUAAAAAGAUGAAUUCUUUAUCCAAAAAUGUUGGUGGAUUGGAUAUUUUGAAAUGGGUUGUAAAUACUUUGAAGAAUUUCCAAGAUAUUCAAUCAAUUAAUCUCGAGCUCCCUGCUAUGGCGGUAAAUUGGGAUUAAUAAGAACAUCCAUUGUUGAAAUGGGAAGCUGAAUUUGGUAAAGAAUUGGAAAAUUGUGCAAUUUUGGGUGCAACUUCAAUUGUUGAGAGAAAAGAGAAAAAAGGGUUAGAAAUUGAUGAAGGUAUUGAAAAUGAUGUACAAGUUUUUUCUGAUGAUGAGUUAAAAUUAAGGAUUAUAUGGAUAAUUUCUUGCUUAAUUGCAUCAUCAUCAAGGCAUAAUUUGGUGAAAAAAAUGGUGGGUCAAUGUCCAAAAUUAAGCAAAGUUGUGAUUUCAGAUGCAGGAAAACAAGGGAAAUUAAGUAUGAAUCCAAAGCAAAUUAAAGAUUUGAGAGAUUCAAUCAAAAUUACUAGUACAAUUACAAACAACAAUGAUAAAAUUGAAAACCCAUCAUUGGAAUUAACACAACAAUCAACUUCAGAAGUUGCAGCAGAUUCAAUUUCAAUGGUUUAUGCUGGAAAUUUGGUGAUGAAAUUAUGGUAUGUGAAAGAAUUGGAAUUACCAAAUUCUGGGAAAAUUGUGAAAGGUGCAACACUUGUUAUGAUUAAGCCUGAAAAGAAAGUUGGUGGUAAUGUUGAGGAGAGAGAAAAUGAAGUUUUUAAAGGUGAAGAAAUUUUUGAAGAAGCUGCAAAAGAAUUGUUCAAGAGAAAAGAAAGAAGAAUGUAUAGAUUAGAAAUGAAUUCAUUUUGAGGGUUUUUUAAUUUACUGGUAAAUUUUCCAUUUGUUGCUUAUAGUUUAUGCAACUUUUUUUAUUUUAUUUGAUGAUUUUUGUAGAUUGUAAAUGUAUAUUAGAAAGUUCUGUUUCAUUUGGUUAAUUACUAAAUUCAUACUACUAUCUUGGAUAGAACUAUAGAAGUAGUAUGUGAUAAAAUCAUGAAAUGUAAGGUUGAAUUUUGGAUUUACACAAUACAUUAAAAUUUUACAUGUUGAUGAA